Messenger RNA from Penicillium cataractarum, 1482 nucleotides. RefSeq names its product Sds3 domain-containing protein. Gene Ontology annotation, biological process: negative regulation of transcription by RNA polymerase II. Gene Ontology annotation, cellular component: Sin3-type complex. Gene Ontology annotation, molecular function: histone deacetylase binding. The transcript has 3 exons. NCBI's taxonomy places the organism in Eukaryota, Fungi, Ascomycota, Eurotiomycetes, Eurotiales, Aspergillaceae. Bases 1 to 1482 code for a protein of 493 amino acids. The record is from RefSeq and is a predicted model, not a curated record.
AUGGCCUACUCCCCAGGGCCCCAAUCCCCCGGCGGCGGGCCUGCCUACCAUGGCGGUCUGACCUCGCGCACACGCUCAGCCAGUCCUCCCGGUGCAUCUGGGACUCUCUCUAAGAGAGAUAAACGUCGAACUGCCCUGCAGGAACGACUCCACGAUUUGACGGCUACUUUCUCCCAAAACCGCGACGCCCAGUUCCGACAGCAACUCCACUCCCUCCAGUGCGAUAUGACUCUCAUCAACAACGCUGAUCCGUACCAGUCUGGCCCGCUGCCAGACUCUUCUGAGGACAUUGCAAAUCUGAUUGAGGAGACCUUUGUUCAAGAGAUUAAUAAUGUCAAGGAGCAGAAGGAUUCAGACCUGGCACAGAUCAUGAACCGACACCAGAACAGCCUCGAGCGACACCGUCGCGAGUACGAUUUCCGAGUCCACUUUGCCAAGGAAGAGUUCAACCAUCUUUCUGGCACCUUGCGCGAGCGCCUCAUGCAAAGCAUUUCCAGCAAGAGGUCUCGUCUGAUGCGCGAGAAGGAGCAGCUGGAUAUCGCCGAUACCAACGCCCUUCUCCUCCAUCCCAAUCAGUUCAGCAUAACCAACCCUGCCAGCCCUGGCGGUAUCCACGGGAACCGCAAGACUCGUCACACCCGUCACCGGGUUGACCUAGACGAGCUGGGCAACGGCAUCGUCUCUGAGCUGAACAAGCGCAAGCGCAAGGCGCCAGAGGAGGAGACUGGAUCGCCAGUACGGGAGGCCGGCGGCACCACCCCGGCCGAGCGCUCCAAGGCAUACCUGGAGAAGCAGGCGGCGCCGACCUACUCGAUCCAAUCCCUCUUCACCGACAAGGAGCUCAGUGCGCACUCAAACCAGGCCCAUGUCGCGACCGUCCACUUCUUCUCUACGUCGAAGCGGGCCGAGCAGGGCGCUGGUGCCGUGACCAACGGCAACAACACCGAAACCGAGGAGACACCCGAUGGCACCGGCCACGAGGAUAACGGGACCCCCAGUGCUGCAGAUAUGAUGCGCACUGCAAGCCAAAAUUUCCACGUUACCCGGUCGACCCGGGGCACGGCCGCUCACAGCGCUCUCAGCGCUCUGGCCGAUCUCGCCGAUAAAAACGCGACGCGCCCCGCCCUGCCCUACCAUGUGCUCUCCAACUAUCACGCUCGGCCGAACGGUAACGCGCCUCCGUUGACCUCUCUCCUGAAUGAGGAGGUCGACGACGACCUGUCGAGAGUAGACCGGCUACACAGCAGCAAGCCGGUGGGAUGGAUUGACUCCUCCCUUAUCGAUUUGGUCGUGGCGCCGUUGCCGACCGAGCCAGUCAACGGGCAACCGCCCAACCCCGACCGCUUCACCUCGCUGCACCCUGACUUCCCUUCGGUAGUCGGGGUGCAACUCCAGCCCGCACGACCUAAUCUUGGUGCGGAGAUGUUCCCGUCCGUCGGGAUGGAGCGCGAGCGAAGCAGUAAGCGGACGCGCCAUCACUGA